This is a messenger RNA of Hylaeus volcanicus, 3307 nucleotides long. RefSeq names its product eukaryotic translation initiation factor 5A (gene eEF5). The record is from RefSeq and is a predicted model, not a curated record. Gene Ontology annotation, molecular function: ribosome binding; translation elongation factor activity; RNA binding. Bases 270 to 752 code for a protein of 160 amino acids. Gene Ontology annotation, biological process: positive regulation of translational elongation; positive regulation of translational termination. The transcript is spliced from 4 exons. NCBI's taxonomy places the organism in Eukaryota, Metazoa, Arthropoda, Insecta, Hymenoptera, Colletidae.
AUCUCCAGUCUGUUCUCCUUUUUUCACGGUGAGUCUAGCCGAUCCGCUUGUGAUCGAUCGAGCAAGUUUAUAAAACGUGCGCCGAUAUAUCCGGAUAAUAAAGGCCGACGUUAUUAGAAAGCAGUUGACAUCCGUGAUACCCCGAGACCUCUUCGAGUGUCGGCAACUUCGACGACAAACCGCACGCAAUCCUUUUCGCGCCAUCUUCUCGAAGAAAACGGUGAAAAAACCGCAGUAAACUCGUCACCGAAGAUUGACAAAACUCAAGGAUGGCAGACAUAGAGGAUACUCACUUCGAAACUGGAGACUCUGGUGCUUCUGUAACCUACCCUAUGCAGUGUUCUGCACUGCGUAAAAAUGGGUUCGUAAUGCUCAAAUCCCGACCAUGUAAAAUUGUAGAAAUGUCAACUUCUAAGACAGGAAAGCAUGGUCAUGCCAAGGUACAUCUUGUAGGCAUUGACAUUUUUACUUCGAAAAAAUAUGAAGAUAUUUGUCCCUCUACGCACAACAUGGAUGUGCCAUUUGUUAAACGAGAAGAUUAUCAGUUAGCAGACAUAUCUGACGAUGGAUACUUAUGCUUAAUGGCUGAUAAUGGUGAACUUCGCGAGGAUCUGAAAAUUCCUGAUGGUGAACUGGGUGCUCAGUUACGUGCCGAUCACGAGGCUGGGAAAGAGCUUCUUUGCACCGUACUGAAAGCCUGUGGUGAGGAGGUCGUGAUUGCCAUCAAAACCAACACUGCCAUCGAUAAAUAAUUGUGUUCAGUCCAAACUCCACCAUCACAUUAAAGAAAAACAAAACACACACAGCUAAUAUAUUAUUAAGCGAAACCUAAGAUACAAUACAAGAUGAUCAGUGGUUAAAAUAAGAACUACCAACACAAACAGAAAGGAAAAGAGCGGAGGGCACUUGAAAAUGAAUAAAAUGACGGAAAAUGAAACAAGGGGAAGGAAAGAGAUAAACAUAUAAUUAAAAAAUGAUGGAAAGAGAAAAGCAAGUGUGCGUGAGCGUGUAAGUGUGGCGGCGGAGACGAUUACAAAUAAUGAAAUAAUUGCAAAAAAAAACAAAUAAAAAGAGAAUAAACCAAGAUACAGCAUCAGCUUAGACUUUGAGGAAGAAGAAUGUUUUUGGCGGCUUAAAAUGUUGAGAUUAAAAGGCAAUUUUGACAGUCGAAAAUUUUGAAAGAGAAAUAACUAUUUUGCCUUCAUUUGUGAUUUCUAAAAAUUUAUCAUGGUUAGAAUUCUAUCUGUAUCGGAAUUUUGAUUACUUUGUAAUAGUGAUUGCGCAAACUUCUUAUUGAAAUUAUAAUUGUAUUGAAAUUCCAAUACACCUUAGAAUUCUAAUUACCUAACUGUUUUGUUCCCUCAUGAUAACCCGUUCUCUCUUUAUACUUUAAUCAAAGUUUCAAUUUCUCGAAAGACUUACUUUCUUAAAUUUUCUGUCACGCUCGAAUUGCGAUCCUAGCGAAUUUAAUAGAAAUUCAACGUUAUACUACUAAUUCAUGCAACACCUUCAUUUAGCUGGAAUUCUUGUUUUUCUUCAUACAAAUUCAUGAAUCAUUUUUUAUUAAAAUUCUUUAUUUUCGAAUAUCUGUCCUAAUUCAGAAUUUCCAUUCCAUUUUAAUUUUGAAUCUUUUGUAUUAUGUAAUAUUAAUUUAAUUUUAUCCAAUCUUCAUUAGAAUUCCAGUUGUAUUAGAAUAUUAAUGAAGUUUCGUUAAAAAUGUACGCCUUAUUAGAAAUCCUUAAAAGUUUUCAUUCAUCCGAAUACUUAUUAGAAUCCGUUCUUAUAGAAACUUUUAAUUCUAUAACGCCGAUUCUAUUAAAAUUGGAUACUCAAAAACUGUAGAUUUUAUAAAAAUUAUUUACAAUUCUGGUUUAAUUAGCGAGAUUUAACUGUUUUCUUAAUCCUUCGAAUCUUAUAUAAGAUUUCGUAUUUGUAUGUUUCGCAGAAACUUAAACAUAGUUCUAUACUCAAAAUUCCAGAGCUUGAUAUCCAACUUGGAUUUCUGGAACUAGAUCUGAAAAGUUUUUAUUAAUUUUGGUGAAUUUCCGCAGUUUCAAUUUCGAUUCAUACUUUGUACUGCUGGUUAAUUUUUUUUUUUUUUCAAAACUUCUAUAGCAAAUUUUUAUAUUAGACAAUUCUUGUGUUAGAAUCAAGACUUCAAAUUCAGUGAAUGGUAUAUUCUAACUAAAAAUUUAGAAAUUCAAUUUGAAUUUCAAACUGCAAUUUAAUUUCAACGAUAAAGACUUAAAGGUUGAAUUCUGAAAUUUUAAGUUUAACUUUUAAUUUCGGUAUUUGAUUUGAAAUUAGAGCGUAGCGUAGGAAUUUUGGUCCUACGAUAUAAAACUCUAUUUCAAAUCAGACUGCACCGUCUAUAGAAGAACUAACGAAGUUCAAAAAAGAAAAAUGACAAAAAAAAAAGAAUGAAUACUAAGAACCGACUAAGCUAUAUAAUCUAAGCAGACUAAUUUAAGAUUAACACGACCUAGAUAAAUGAAUUUAAUCGAUUAAAAAAAGAAAAAAUGGAAAAAAAACAAAACAAACGAAUCAAUCGGCCUCAUGGUCGAAUUUCUGCUAUGAGAGACGGAAACCAUUUUUUUCUGCUUCUCGAUAUUCGGUUUCAUUAAUUAUAUACCACUGCUGGUCAUCUUUUCGAAUUCUAACGAUUCUUGUUUAAACUUCAAACGUGAACGAAAUUGAACGAAUAAUCAUUAUUCUAUAAGCACAGACGGGAAAUGAUAUUUCGAGAAUAUUAUUUUGGAAAUAUAUCUGGAAAUUUUAAAUCCCUAUUGCAACUCACUAAUUUAUCUAUAAAUGAUUAUCAGCAUUUAUGUAGGUAAUAAUACUCCUGUUAGGUAAUCAUUACCUAUCACAGAAUUUCAAUUAUUAAGAUAUUAAAAUACUUAGCAUUGCAAAAUAAAAUAUUGAAAAUACUUGGCGUUUUCAAAUCGAAAAGAAAAAAAAUGUUCUCGAAAUAUCGUUUUAAUUCAAUGUUCACUGACUAAACGAAUUGUCAAAAUAUUUAUCAACCGAUAAUACGAAAUACUGCGAUAUACGAUGGUAUAUAGAUACUAAAGAUAUAACCAGCAUUGGCGUAUAUAAGCAGACAAAGAUACAUAACAUACACACGCAGCGGUAAAGUAUAUGUGAAAGUACACAAUUAUGGAAUUUCGAACAGAUAACACGAAACGUAAAAGAAGUAUAUAAAUAAACGGAUAUCAACGAGCAUUUGUUUAUACGGCAGAAGUAAAUGGAGGAUAAAUAAAGGAAACAAAAAGCCAUUUGUGCUUUUAUGUCACCUUCGAUAAUA